GCGCAGGGUUGUGAGAGGCUGUGUUUUGAAGGGGGCCUCGACUACGAAGCGAAGUCCAGCCGACUGUCUUUGGCACUGAUCACCAGUGCUCAUGUAUCGUAGACCUAUCAGGGAAUGUAUGUCUGAGUAAUCUCCCCUUUAAGAACCCACCGUGUCCUUUAGGGGCGUUCCUGCGAAAAACAGUGAUGUUGGGCUUUUUAGUCCGGGCGAUGGGGAGGGCUGGAAUGGUGAAAUCAUCAAGCCUAGUGAGACCUGUGGCGGUGACGAAGGUCCCAGGUCGCUACCUUGCACACCAGGAGAGUUUGCCCAAGCUACCCGUGCCACCUCUGCAACAGACAUGCGAGCGCUACCUAAGGGCGCUCGAGCCCAUCGUGGAAGAAGAAGACCUGCAACACACACGUCAACUCCUCGAAGAGUUUCAGACCGGAGGCGUCGGUGAAAGGUUGCAGAAAAGUCUUGAGCGCAAAGCCAGAAAGACUGAUAACUGGCUGUCAGACUGGUGGCUACAGGUAGCCUAUCUAGACUACCGGAUGCCUGUGAUUGUGCACUCCAGCCCUGGGGUCGUCCUGCCUCGCAUGGAGUUUAAUGACCGCCAGGGUCAGAUGAGGUUUGCUGCUAAACUUAUCUCAGGGGUCUUGGAUUUCAAGACAAUGAUUGACAAUGAAACCUUGCCAGUGGAGCACUUGGGAGGGCAGAAGUUAUGUAUGAACCAGUACUAUCGGGUCUUAUCGUCCUGCCGCAUCCCGGGACUCAAGAGCGACACAGUGGUGAACUACUCCCAAGACAGAAGGGCUCCGACACACGUCACAGUAGUACACAACUUCCAGUUUUUUGUGCUGGACGUGUACAACAGUGACGGCACGCCGCUGACGGUGGAUCAGAUUUACAUCCAGCUGGAGAAGAUCUGGAACUCCUCCCUGCAGACCAACAAAGAGCCCAUCGGGAUCCUGACCACACAGGACCGCAACACCUGGGGGAAAGCCUACAACAACCUCAUCAAAGACAGGGUCAACAAAGAGUCUGUGCGUGCCAUCCAGAAGAGCAUAUGUACGGUGUGUCUGGACGCACCCAUGCCUCGCGCCUCCGAUGACAUGUACCGCAGCCGGGCGGCUGUGCAGAUGCUCCACGGCGGAGGCAGUCGCUGGAACAGUGGGAACCGCUGGUUUGACAAGACCAUACAGUUCAUUAUAGGGGAGGACGGAUCUUGUGGUUUGAUCUAUGAGCACGCCCCAGCCGAAGGACCCCCAAUUGUCAAAUUAAUCGACCACGUAGUUGAAUACAUGGGGACGUCUGAAAUGGUGCGCACUCCAAUGGUACCCCUACCCAUGCCCAAGAAACUGCGCUUCAACAUCACACCAGAGAUUAAGAAGGACAUUGAGGAUGCCAAACAGAGCCUCAACAUAUUGGUACAUGACCUUGAUGUCCGUGUCAUUGUAUUCCCUCAUUUCGGGAAAAAUGUUCCGAAGUCGCACAAGAUGAGUCCAGAUGCCUUUAUUCAAGUGGCUCUCCAACUAGCCUAUUACAGGAUGUAUAAGGUGUGCUGUGCCACCUAUGAGAGUGCCUCUCUGCGGAUGUUCAGGCUGGGCCGCACUGAUACCAUCCGCUCGGCAACUAUUGACUCCGCUGCGUUUGCCAAGGCCAUGGACAGCCCUACUGUUCAAAACAUGGAGAAAGUGAAUCUGUUGGAGAAGGCAGUGAAAGCACAUAGGGCAUACACUGAUAUGGCUAUUCGAGGCCAGGCCAUCGACCGGCACCUGCUGGGACUGAAGCUGACGGCCAUCGAGGACCUCACCUCCCUGCCAGACAUCUUCAUGGACACGUCGUAUGCUAAGGCUCAGCACUACAAUCUCUCCACCAGCCAGGUACCGGCAAAGACAGACUGCGUGAUGUGUUUUGGCCCGGUGGUGCCCGACGGCUACGGCGUCUGCUACAACCCCAUGGACGAACACAUCAACUUCGCCGUGUCUGCCUUCAACAGCUGUGCGGAGACCGACGCCAGCAGGCUGGCCCAGAGCCUGGAACAGGCCCUUGUGGACAUACGAGACCUGCUGGAUCAGACACCCAAGGCCAAACUAUGAGGGACUCCUAUUGUGACGUGCCAGUGGAGAUCCAGGGCAGUGAUGGGCAGCCAUUCAUUAGUUACUAGUACAAUCCAGUGCCACAUAUUCUUCAUGACUUGGUUUUACCUGUCUGAAUAAUCACCUGGUUGAAUUGUACAGUUGCAAUCAAGUUAUUUGGAAUACGAUGCAGUGGAUUAUAACUAAUGAAUCCAAGUUGUUCAUAACUGAUCAAUGGAGGCUUUUUUUGCUUUUGUAGUUUUUUUGGUAAGCGAUGAUGAAUUGUUGUUGUUGUUUUUUUUAAUCAGUAGGCCCACCAGGCUUUCCAGAAUUCCUCGGAGUAAGUUGGCAACAUUUGUCCUCUGUCCUCCUCAUGUUUUUCUCAAAGCAAGACUGAGAAACCAAGCACUUCAUGUAAAGGGAUAUGAAUGCAGGGAUGUUUGGAUGUGUGUGUGUGUGUGUGUGUGUGUGUGUGUGUGUGUGUGUGUGUGUGUGUGUGUGUGUGUGUGUGUGUGUGUGUGUGUGUGUGUGUGUGUGUGUGUGUGUGUGUGUGUGUGUGUGUGUGUUUGCCAAGCUCCAUUUCAUGCCACUGACACUAUGCGAGGCAGACUUGUCCAAGCCUCAGGUUGCUGUUAUGAUCACAGUGUAACAUAGAAAAUACUAAUGCUUUGAAUGUGUACCAUGUCAAGAUAUUUAUGUAUGAUUGCAGUGCUGGAAUAGAUGUGGGCAUUGGGGAGUUUUUGUAACAUAUUAUUAUGUUUUUAACACAAUGAUGAUUAUUUUGUAAAUACAGAAUAUGUUCAUUUCAGAGCAGUGUUGUUUGAUGAUUUCCUUCCUUGUAAGUCAAGCAUUUUUUCACUGUUUGAUUACACAAAAGUAUGGCGGAAGUAAAACUGACUUUUGGCUUA
Messenger RNA from Engraulis encrasicolus (European anchovy), 2965 nucleotides. RefSeq names its product carnitine O-acetyltransferase a (gene crata). Gene Ontology annotation, cellular component: peroxisome. Gene Ontology annotation, molecular function: carnitine O-acetyltransferase activity. The record is from RefSeq and is a predicted model, not a curated record. The transcript has 14 exons. Lineage: Eukaryota; Metazoa; Chordata; Actinopteri; Clupeiformes; Engraulidae. The coding region runs from base 186 to 2078 and encodes 630 amino acids. Gene Ontology annotation, biological process: carnitine metabolic process, CoA-linked.